This is a messenger RNA of Oncorhynchus mykiss (rainbow trout), 1455 nucleotides long. The record is from RefSeq and is a predicted model, not a curated record. Lineage: Eukaryota; Metazoa; Chordata; Actinopteri; Salmoniformes; Salmonidae.
UUAGUUAACACUAUCCGCGUUUGCGUUACUGUGGAAAUUGUGGUCGAAUCAACGCAAUAUUAGCCACUUUCAAUGCAACAUACCGAAACAAAACGAACAAUGCAAGAUAUUGCAUUGUAGGCAGAACGCAACAGAGUAGGUUUCUAUUGCAUUGACAGGCAUGGUCUCAUCCCGUAAAGUACGCAGACCGGUGCGGCAUAACCAAUCAGAGCUGCAGUAAGCCUAUAUGCAAAUAGACCAUUGCCAUAUAUGGAUCCAUGCCAUUUGCUUUGAUCUGGACUUUACAGCUGGGGUCGACCAAAGAGAACAUGAGGGCCAUUGAUCACAGACUUUCUCUACCCCUGGCAAGUUUUAUUAUGGCCAUUUCCUUGACUACAACUACAACCCUGACAAGCUCUUCUGAGAGAGGAAAUAAUGCCACUGUCGCAAAUAUCCGUUUGGUUACUGCAAUCACAGAGACAAUGGCGCCAAACCAGACCUACACCACAGCCAUGUCAACUCCUUCAAAUGUCACUGUUGACGGUGCUCUCUCUACUACAAGUUACCAUAACUCAAGUCAGAACAGCACUGGAGCAACAACUCACAAUGCUGUGCAGGACAACUCAACAACCACAACAGCACUGGCUGAGAGCUCAAACACAACCACUGAGUCAACACCAUCAGCUUUGGCCCCUACAGCUAAUGCUACAUCUGCAGCCAUUACAGUCCCAGGUAUUGUCCCCUCCACUGCACCAACCACCCAAGCAGCCAAGACCACUGAAAACCAAAACAGUACAUCAAAUAUCCCACCACAACAAUCCACUAAGAAUCUUCCUCAAACCACAAAUGCUGCCAUUUCGAUGACAACCGCAACACAUAAUGUGACACAAGGUUUUGGACUAGACAAUUCAGAAAAAGGCAUGACGGUUUUCUUCAGUGUUGUGCUUGGGGUGUUUGUUUUGGGAAUAUUUAUGUACAUGUUGAAUAGAUGGAACCAGAUGAGGCAAUACUCACACCGACCUCUCUAUAACAACUCUGAGGCCGAAGUGGGUGGAUCCCUAGCAGCAGACGACACACUUGUAAUUUCAGGAGGACUCUACGAUGGUUCACAAAUCUAUAAUCCUACUAUGACAACUACUGAUAUGACGGAGGAUGAGUUCAAUUUUGAUAACCGUCUACAUGUGUCCCAGCGAUCACAGUUCCGCCUGGAGUUCUUAACUGAAGAACGAGAGAACUCCCCAGGCUAUGAGGCCUCUACCUUUCAUACUUUUCAGCCAAUUGAUGAUGAUUUUUAAUGUCAAAUCUAGCUUAUUUUUGUUUUUUUUAACUCCAGUUUGUAAAUGAUGUCCAAACUAGCCAAUAGGCUUUUUUUUAACAUCACUUUAACAAUUGCAUUGUUUAUACUGUUGAAGUCGGAAGUUUACAUACACUUAGGUUGGAGUCAUUAAAACCUUUUCAACCACUCCACAAAUUUCU